GAAAGAGCUUUGCUUCCAGUCCACGGAUGCAGGGGUCCUUGCAGAUUUUUUUUUCACCGUUGACUGGGCUGUUUAUGUCUCGGGGUUACUGCACUGAGUUUGCCGAUGAGCUCGACUCGUCUCUCCCCGUCCGUCCGUGAAAAGGCGAUGGUGGCGGCGGCGAAUGUGUGAGGAGAACGCUCCCGUGGUCCUCUCGCUGCACCGCACACUUCCUCAUGGAGCCAAGCAAUGACGACGCACUCGAUAUCAUCAUCACCAAUGUGGUGGCGACCUUCAGGGUCAGGUGCCACCUCAACCUGCGCACCAUUGCCUUGGAGGGAACCAAUGUCAUCUAUAAGCCAGAAAUAGGGAAAGUCCUGAUGAAGCUCCGGAAGCCCAAAAUAACGGCCUCGAUCUGGUCCUCGGGGAAAAUCAUCUGCACCGGAGCAACGAGCGAGGAUGACGCAAAGCUGGGUGCUCGCAGGUUAGCACGCGUUCUGCAGAAACUGGGCUUCAAGGUGAGGUUUUCCGCCUUCAAAGUGGUGAACGUCCUGGCCGUGUGCUCCAUGCCGUUUGGGAUCCAACUUGUAGACUUUACAAUAAAAAACCGACCCAUUGCCAGUUAUGAACCAGAGCUCCAUCCGGCCGCCACGUACAGGAUCAAACACAUAAAGGCUACGGUCCAGGUGUUCUCUACUGGCAGCAUCACAGUCACAGGACCAAAUGUGCAGAACGUGGCCACGGCCGUCGAGCAGAUUUACCCGCUGCUGUUCGAGUGUCGGAAGCCGAAACCCCUCGGCAAAUAAAACCAAGAGUCAAAGAAAGAGGCAUCGAAGGACAGAGAAGGCGCCGGUUUGUUCGCCCCGCGUGGGGAAGAGUUCAACGAUCAACGUACGCCGGCUCGGAAUUUAAAGACAAUCUUCAACUGUCCCAGUUUGGAGUUUUAAAACGUUAAAGAAAGACGCUAUUGUGCUUCUUGGGGAUUUUAAACAGAGAAAACUUUCCAGUACGAGGUUGGAUGUCACAUCCCAUCGGGGGAAGCCGGCCGGCGGCACGCGGAUGGCCGGAGGCAGACGUCCGCUCUCGCUCUUUCAUCGGCGCUUUAUUCAGUCUUUAUUUUUUUCUUUUUUUUUCUUCACCAUUUCAACGCUUAGCAGUUGUGGUCACCGCAGUGAGUUCGGUACCGCGGGUGGACACAAAGGAACCUCACCUUUGAGCCUGCCCCUCUCUAGGAGCCUCUCUCCGUCCGUGUCUUUGGCCAGAGAAAAAGCAGCAGUCCAACGUCAGACCAAGUCCUCACUGUCCCACCUGUACUCUUAAGCAAGAGCGGGUCCUCGUGCAGGGGGACGUGUCCACCCACAACACACACGCGCGUCCAAUUGGAACCGUUGGUUUCUCACAUUUCCUUCCAUAGUUUGGUUAGUUUGCUAUAAAUGUGUUCUUGUUUGUCCACUUUGGCAUCGCACAGAGACUCUUAUUUAUCUUUUCAACUCUUAACAAUAGUUUUAAACUUACUUAAAGAUGAGUUUUUUUUUUCUUUCUAGGCUGGACAAUGUACAGACACCAAGAUCGCUGUCCUAAAGGUUUUUCAACAGAAUGAAAACAUUCAAAGGAUUUAAGGGGUAUUUUAUGUUUCAGGUGGUGUGUUGAGCCGCUGAUCCCUAACUUAAGCCAACGGCUGGCUGCUGGAUUAACCAGAUGCUGUCUUAAGUGGAUACUGGAUACCCGUCAGUAGCCGUCUUUCUCUGAAGGACACUGGUUAGUCGGCACGAGGCCAGUUAAGGCAUUGGAAAUUGUCGCGGGAAUUAAGUCAUUGAACACUGGGCCAAAUCUUUCAAGGAAAUUGCUGCAUAGGAACAGAAACUCUGAGAAAAAGGACAGUGAUGUUUCAGCAAAGAACUCAAAUGAAUAAUGCAGAAGUUAAAUGAACUCACACAAAGUUAAUGGCAGUGCAUCUAGCAAAAGAGGCUUGGCGCUAAAUUCAUUUGAGUUUUUCUGAAGGAACAUAAAACCAAACAGUGUUCAAAGAGCCCGUGCUUAUAGUAUUAGCCAAGAAAAAAAAAACUUCAUAGACAAUAAUUUUCCUAAACAGAAAAAAAGAUUGUUUAGUGUUUUUAAAUGUAAAAAAAAACCUAAUGACAGGCAACGUAGAUGUGUGGGAUGUGAUGGGAAAGAAGUUGAUUAAAUGUGAUGGACUUUUUGAAUAAGUGUGAACUGAGCAUUUGUGCCAUUUGUUCAGAAUUUUGUAUUUUGUAUAAAAAUAAAGGUUCACGUUAAAACACCA
Messenger RNA from Pungitius pungitius (ninespine stickleback), 2263 nucleotides. RefSeq names its product TBP-like 1 (gene tbpl1). Gene Ontology annotation, molecular function: general transcription initiation factor activity; DNA binding. The record is from RefSeq and is a predicted model, not a curated record. The coding region runs from base 216 to 785 and encodes 189 amino acids. Lineage: Eukaryota; Metazoa; Chordata; Actinopteri; Perciformes; Gasterosteidae. Gene Ontology annotation, biological process: DNA-templated transcription initiation. The transcript has 7 exons.